CAGCAUACAAAUGUUAUUUUUCAACUGUUCCUUAUCUAUAUAAUACAGAUAUAAUUUACUCAGUGCUCAGAAAAAAGAUAGAAUAAUGUUUUUGAUUGUCAAAGGAAGAUUACUGGUGUUCAGGUUUAAUAAAAAAUUCUUCUGAAAAAAUUAUAUCGCUUUUAAAAAAUACGAGUCAACACCUUUAAGAAAGAUACAUGAGAUAAAAAUAAAGCUGACACAAUAGCAUUAGCUGUCUUGUUGAUAGUACUUCAAUAGUUUCCUUAUGAGUUUACUCUUCAAUCCAGAAGAUAUUAUGGCAAUUCAGAAGAUAAUAUGGAAUGCUUUGUGUAAAGCUUGAGAUACUAAGAAAUGUUGUACACUGUGAAAUUUAAUCUGUUUUGCACUUGGUUAUGUGCCAACAUUGAUUACACUGUUUGUUUGAUAUAAAUGCAUGGCGGCAUUUAUGUAAGUGAAUACGUACCUAAUCGACACAAUUUUUUUUUUGGAUUUAUGACAUGAGAAGUAUAGAUAGAUUAAACUAAUAAAACGUAUAUACAGGUAUAAUUAUUGAAUUAGAGGAAAAAGACAAUGCUAUGUUAUAUGACCUCGGUGAUUAAACAGAUUAGUACAAAAAUUCAAGUGUUUAUAUUAAGGAAGAAAUAUGUUAAAAUGAUUUCGUUUGAAAGUACCUUGUGCCCUACUUUCGUUUUCGAGGACGACAUAGAGUGUGACUUUAUUUCGGAAGAAAAGUUUCAAUCGGUCACUGAAUUUACAGAUACAUUUAACGGAGAGACGGAAUACGAUUGGAGUAAAGACACAGCUGUAACAAAGAAAAGGCUUCUACUACGAGGUGAACGAGAUCCAAGUCUUGCUGAAAGUCGACUGGAUUUUGAAUUUGAUUUUAAAAACAAAAGUAUCAGUAACCAUGAAACGGUGAGACAAAAUAAGAAUGAAACAAUAUUUAAUGGGUUUGAAACUCUGUCAGUCGAAGAUAAAACACCCUUCACAGAUAAAAUUUUAAGUCCCGAUAAAGACGGAGAUAAUCUGUUAUUCAUUGCAAUAAUUGCUAAACGAACAAGUCUUUCACUUCUCCUUAUAGAUUUGAUCUCACAUUAUUCGCGCCUUAAAGUCUUUAACAAGUUAUAUCAAACCGCAUUACAUCUAGCAGCUCUGACUGACAAUGCCGAGGUUGCAAGAAGGUUAGUUAUAGCUGGAAUAGAUGUUGAACUGAGGGAUAGAGCAGGCAAUACUGCAUUACAUAUAGCUUGUAGAAAAGGAUAUAUUGAAGUAGUAGAAGCAUUGGUCACUGCAGUAACAUAUCAGGAGACAAAACUUAAUACAUAUGAAAUUCCAUACCAGCCUAUUCCACAGAAUUUCGAUAUACGGAAUAGCGAAGGACUGACAUGUCUUCAUGUAGCGGUUAUUCAUAAACACCGAAAUAUAGUUGCAUUACUUUUGUCAAAGAAUGCAAAUGUAAAUGUUAUUGAAAUGAAAGCAGGGAAAACGUGUUUGCAUAUUGCAGCAGAGUCGGGCAAUGAUGCUAUUGUUGAACUUAUACUUUCAAAAUCUAGACCAAAAUUAAGUGCAAGAACAUUUACAGGUUAUACCGCGACUGAACUCGCUCAUUAUCGUGGUCAUGACCACAUUGUAUAUAUUCUAAGGUGUAAAGGUGCACUAGCUGCAAGACCUAUUGAUACAAUAGAAAAACCAAAGCUUGAAGAUGAUGAUAUCUUAGAUGAGUUUGAUGUAGAGGAUGAUUACGACGAUGAUUAUGACGAUGAUUAUGAUGAAGACAGAGACAGUGAAGACAAUGACUGUUGGAUAAUAGACGGAUAGAAUACUUUAAUCUUCUCUUGAAGAGAUAUAGUUUAAGGCGUGUAAGUUAGAUGCGAUACUCCAAGCACUUGUUUAUUUCAGUUUUGCUUAGCUUCAAGUCAUAGCUCAAGUCCACUAAAUAAGAUGGUUAAAAUUAUUUCCCCAAAGUUCUUAAACAUUUCCGGCUCUUUUAAAAGCUUUUGACAGUUUCGGUGAAACAAUUUAAAAUCUACAAGUGUACAAUGUAUGAACUAGUUAACGGAUAUAACAAAUAAUCUUCCCUAUUUAAAACGAUAUGUACACGGAAAAAGUAACACAAAAUCAGCUGUAUUCUCAUGUUUACAUUUUAUAGAAGUUUACAUGUAUAGUGGCCAUUUUAAUUUUUGGGAUUGAACUAAUUCCCACAUAAACGUUUUGGUGUGGAAUAAGAAGUAAGUAAGGAAAUGAAACAUAGUAAAAAGUCCUCCAAAAGAUCAUGGCACAUUUUUUUAACUACUAGUAUUGCAACUGGAAUCCCGAUGUAACGUUUAAUACGUAUUGUGGCUGUUUCUGUGGAUCAUUUGUUGUAUUGUUCUACUACUGGUACACUACAGCAUAAAUAUUUCCAUUGAAUAUCAGAAAAAAAGACAUUUUAAGAUUUACGUACUGGUAUGCUUCUUUUAGUAUUUUACCAUCUAUGUCAGCGUCGGGGUGUCAAAAUUUAAAAUAUAGGUGCCAAAAUUCGGAACAUAUAAUUUCUAAUCAAAUUUAUACAUACAUAUUUAUAAAUCAAACUCGUCGGCAUUUCAGUUAAAGGGUUUGGACACCGAACAUAUGUUAUAGUAUCUCAAAGUCAGAAUGAAGAAACAAAACAUUCAUAGGAGAUUCGUAAAACAAAAAGUAUUGACAAAGUUACUGCAUAUGGGUGAAAAACUUGAUAAUAUCCGUAUUUAUUCGAAAUUCAUAAGCAGUUACGGCAAUUAUUUAUGCCUCUUGAAAUGCUUUAUUAUGUUAUGCAUGAAUGUGAAUAAAGAAAUUUUGUUUAAUUGAUUUUAUUUUAGAUAAAUUUGCAAUUCUUUGUUUAACUUAAAUCUGAAGGAAGCUGCCCUUUAAUAUUACCCAUUUUCUUUCCUGGAUUUCUUUUGAGGACUUUUUCCUGUAUUGCAUACUUAACUAAAAAAUAAAAACCAUCAUUAAAACUUCAUGUUGGAAUUAGUUUAAGGUUUUUUCAUUAUUUCUAAUAAUAACGGGCCUAGUGACAUUUAACGGGACAUCUUCUAGAAUUUGGGGAAACAGAUGGAGUGAAAAAGGAGUGCCUUGAGGGACACAUACAUUCUCCAUUCACAGCCAAAUGCAAUGUUGACAGUUAUUUUUGCUUGUACUGUUGACAAAGGGUUCUCAUCUGUUUUUCUUCUAUUAUGUAUAACCUGAACACCAAAAAGAGCGCGAUUCAUCGUAACAGUUUCUACAUUUUGCUACAUUUACCAUUGUAAUUGAGAUUUAAUCUUGUAAUUUCAUAGAAAUCUGAAGACAUCGUAAAUAAAAAUCUGAUGUUUUUGUGAA
Molecule: messenger RNA, 3339 nt
Organism: Mercenaria mercenaria
Lineage: Eukaryota; Metazoa; Mollusca; Bivalvia; Venerida; Veneridae
Product: NF-kappa-B inhibitor alpha-like
Exons: 1
Coding region: 571-1818 (415 amino acids)
Molecular function (GO): protein binding
Source: RefSeq, a predicted model, not a curated record